Molecule: messenger RNA, 824 nt
Organism: Pollicipes pollicipes
Lineage: Eukaryota; Metazoa; Arthropoda; Thecostraca; Pollicipedomorpha; Pollicipedidae
Product: 5-hydroxyisourate hydrolase
Exons: 4
Coding region: 72-503 (143 amino acids)
Biological process (GO): purine nucleobase metabolic process
Molecular function (GO): hydroxyisourate hydrolase activity
Source: RefSeq, a predicted model, not a curated record
CGCGAUCCCGAGCCUCCCCCCUCCCUCCACAGACGCCGGGGUGAGCGGUUGGGUCGUGCGCUGUCCCCUCCAUGUACACGACAGCGGCCGCGGAGAGACUGAGAGUCGUGGCCGAUCACCUGGCGCCGCAGCCCGAGGCGCGCAAAACGACGGGAGCAAUGUCGGGGGCGCCUCUGACGUCACACGUCCUGGAUACGGCCAACGGGCGACCAGCGCGAGGAUUGCUGAUCACAUUUUUCAGAAAACGCCAGGACGACUGGGUCUGCAUCAAAUCAAGCGAAACAAACGCCGAUGGCCGCUGCUCCGGGUUUCUGCGGCGGGAUGACUUCACUGCAGACAUCUACAAAAUGCGUUUCGACACCGCAGACUACUUCCACCGUAUGGGACAGCGGUCAUUCUACCCAUACGUGGAGAUCGUGUUCGAGGUGCUCCAGCCGGAGCAACACUACCACGUGCCGCUGAUCCUGUCGAGGUUCGGCUACUCCACCUACCGGGGCAGCUGAGGCUCUUUCCGCACGCCAUAGCAAGGCCGGCCGCUCCGACCGCGGCCGGUCACGUGGUCCAGACGGCAAACACCAGCCCGGACGAGGCACGCCACGCGCGGAAGAUAGGUGUGCGUUCGUGACGAACUAUCCGUGCUGUUUAGUUUUCCUCCGCUCAAAAUAUUAUCGACCGCUUGCUUAUGGUGAUGUUAACUGAGAAAUUGAAGCGGGGUGUAUAUUAUCACCAUCACAUGCGAAGAAACACUGCAAAGCUUUGUCGUAUUACGAUCACAUGACGCAUGCGGCACAUACGAUCACAGGUCAAUACAUACGUACCACGCA